CUCAUCACUUGAGCAAGAUGUUUUGGGCUUCUGGAGAGGAAUUCACCACAUCACAUCUCACAACCCACAUUUGGUGACAAACAGCUAACUGAACACACAAGAAGACAGACAAACUCAGCAACAACAUGCAUCGUGAAACAAUACCUUUUCUACUGGUUGUGAUCAUAAUGGGAAACAGCCUCAUGACUGCUGCAUUGGAUCCUAAGCCCACUGAACAGGCCAACCUACCUAAGAGGCCUGUCCUUCAGCCCAAAGAGACUGUUCCUGUCACCGGAAACUAUGUGCUGAAAGACUCUGCAGGCACGUCGUGCAUCAAACUCUCCAUGGGAGUUGAGUACAUAGUUAUUGAGAAGAAGAAACCUUCCUAUUUCAACUUAGACCCUACCACCACCAAGACUACUGGUAGAUGUGCUGAAAAAGAGGCAGUUCUCUCCCUGGCUUUUCAAGGAAAGGGAGGCUAUCUGAAUCUCACCUUUGAAAAGGAAGGGAACCUGACCUAUGUGUCAAAGAUCACAGCUAAUUUGGCACCAGGCAAAGGAAUUAAGAACUAUCCUGGGGUAAUAGAACAUGAGAAGCUGUUCCCAACUGUCGCUGGCCGCAGCCUCAAGUGCUACUCUCAGACCGAGUUUCAUCUGUCUGAAAACCUUCGAGUGAAGAUUGUGUCUCUUCAGUUCCAAGCUUUCAAACUCACCAAUGGGAAGUUUGGAAAGGAGGUUGAGUGCAGGGCUGACUUCAUCAAGAAGAUCAUUCCCAUUAUUUUUGGUGCCACGGUUGUGGGACUCUUGCUGAUUGCUGUCCUGUCCUUCCUGAUAAUCCGGGACCACCACAGACAAGCUGGCUAUGACAGGAUCUGAGAAUGCUUCAUGCAAAAAACAUGAACACUUUUUAUAGCCAUGUUUUGUUUUUCCUAAAUGGUUUUUAGACUUUUAUUGUUUUUUAUCCAUUACUCAAUUAUACACUAUUUAUUGUUGUUUUUAAAUAUUAAAUAUUUCUGCAAAGACAUUAUAAAUAACAUUAUUACAGUAAAAAAUAUGUGAUUGUGGUUAACACCUAUAGGAAAGCUCUGUGUAAGUUUUCAAUCAUAAUCAGCAAAUAUGGUCUGAAUAAUGUGGCUUUGUUUUAGCAAUUAGAAUUUUGAUGCUUCCUAAUGUUUGGAAAUUAUAUUCUGUUUGAAGAGUGCAUGUAUUCACGUGUGGCUUUAUCCAACUGGAUUGAAAUACAUUAUCUUCAAAUGCACGUAUAAGUAUAGAUUUCUUGAAUGCCUUUUUAUUAAAACACACUGCCCAAAAACA
Molecule: messenger RNA, 1292 nt
Organism: Salmo salar (Atlantic salmon)
Lineage: Eukaryota; Metazoa; Chordata; Actinopteri; Salmoniformes; Salmonidae
Product: lysosome associated membrane protein 3
Biological process (GO): establishment of protein localization to organelle
Cellular component (GO): lysosomal membrane; plasma membrane; late endosome membrane
Source: RefSeq, a predicted model, not a curated record